Thamnophis sirtalis is the source of this 1648-nucleotide messenger RNA. The record is from RefSeq and is a predicted model, not a curated record. NCBI's taxonomy places the organism in Eukaryota, Metazoa, Chordata, Lepidosauria, Squamata, Natricidae.
CAUCUUCACUGAUACCCAGUGCAAAGUAUGUAGCGCAGUUCUCAUCUCUGAAUCCCAGAAGCUUGCUCAUUAUCAGAGUAAGAAGCAUGCAAACAAAGUUCGGAGAUACAUGUCUAUCCAUGGGGAAGAGGAAUUCUGUCAGAAUAAGAAAAUAAAGCUGGAUACAGAGCAGCAACAGAGCAGUAAUGGUGAAGACAGGAACAAAUGCUGUCCCAUCUGUAACAUGACCUUUUCUUCACCUGUUGUGGCUAAUUCUCACUACUUAGGCAAGACUCAUGCCAAGAAUUUGAAACUGAAGCAGCAGUCUCCUAAAACAGAAGCAGCUUUAUCCAUUCAGAAAGAGCCUAGUAAUCUUCUUCCCACUACUGUGUCUGCUAAUGAAGAGAAUCAAAACGCUUCUGACCCAGACAAAUUCUGCAAUCUCUGCCAUGCUACUUUCAAUAAUCCAUUGAUGGCAAAACAACACUAUGUCGGCAAGAAACACAAAAAGCAGGAAACCAAGCUUAGGCUAAUGGCACACUAUGGGAGAACUCCCGAGCAACCAGCUGUUUCCAAUGCUGCAAAGGGAUAUCCCUGCAAUGACUGUAACAUAGUACUGAAUUCUAUAGAGCAGUAUCAAGCUCAUAUCAGUGGCUUCAAACACAAGAAUCACAUACCAGGAGGCAUUCCUGUAACAGCACGAUUCCAGAAACAACUGUACACACGAGAGGAAACGACCAUCCCUGAUGGCCCCAGCUAUUUCAGCCAGGACGUCUAGAGCAAAGUGCUGUGCUUGUCUUUGGAUUGCUCGUGGCUCAAAAGUGAACCCUUUUGCCAGCCUGCUACGAUAUUAGUUCUAGUAACUAAAAGAGAUCCUCCUGGUCUGCAGUGUACAGGUUUAGCUGAUCCAGAACCAACUAUUGGCUAAAGGAUUUAGAAGGGACAUCAUUACUACUUGGCAUUUGCUCAGUCCUUUAGAGUAGUUUUCAUUGUGUAAUCUCUUACUGUAAUAGCAGAUGGGGGUGGGUGGGAUGUGGGGUUCUCUCGGGACCCAUCAAGGCUUGGCAUUUGCUGGGAUUCCAUCUUGAGCCCAUCCUUCCCUUCUGCCUAGAAGACGCAGAAAGGAGUCCUACAACACAGGAACAGCCAGAGGAGAUCGACCCUAGGAAGAAAGAUAUUUAAUUCAUGAUAACACGAGGCUUGUUAUCUAGGAGACAUGGAAUGGAUGUAAUCGACAGACUAACUAUCCUUGCUUAGAAUGGGGUGUUGUAUUCAUCUUGCCCCUGCUGGAAUUAAUAGGGUUUGUGUGCAGUUUCUUAAGUCAUCCAUUUUGCCAUUCAUAACUACUUUGUAUUUCAGCAGAUGUUGGCUUUGGAGCAACUGGUGGUCUGUUCAGUAAAAAAAUCUUUGUUAGUAGUAUGCAUAAUCAACUUCAGAAACACAAGAAGGAGGGGACUCUGGUGCAAAUAGUGAUGCCUCCCUAAAGCUCCACUCUUUCUGUUCCUGGCAUUCUUCUUCUGGAAACUGUAAUGUGUUUGAACUUAUGUGUAUACCAAGUUUUUUAUGUUAAAUAUGUUAAUGAGAAAUCAUUGGAUGUGGUGAUGGAGGCUCUUAAUUUUUGUUCUUUAAGGCAUUCUUACAGACAGAAAUAAAUUGAGAGAACCCAGAA